AUGGGCAAAGACAAGCGUGUUGUAUAUUUUUACGAUCCAGAUUGUGGAAAUUUUCAUUAUGGACCGAAUCAUCCUAUGAAACCACAUAGACUUACACUGACUCAUACUCUUGUGGUAAACUAUAAUCUGACAGAUCGCAUGAAGGUCUACAAACCGUAUCAUGCCAGUAUGAAGGAUAUGAUAUCAUUUCAUUCACAAGAAUAUAUCGAAUUCCUGCGUGAUGUCACACCAUCUAAUGUGCAUACAUUUCCUAAAGAAAAAUUAUUAACCUAUAAUAUUGGUGAGGAUUGCCCAAUUUUCGACGGUAUAUAUCGCUUUUCCUCUAUUCACACUGGUGCAUCACUUCAAGCUGCUAAAUACUUAAAUAAUGGAGUAACAGAUAUUGCAAUCAAUUGGUCUGGGGGACUUCAUCAUGCUAAGAAAUUUGAAGCGUCUGGAUUUUGUUAUGUAAAUGAUAUUGUUAUAGCCAUAUUAGAAUUAUUGAAAUACAAUCCACGUGUACUUUAUAUCGAUAUUGAUGUUCAUCAUGGUGAUGGCGUACAAGAAGCAUUUUAUCUCACGGAUCGUGUAAUGACAGUAUCGUUUCAUCGUUAUGGAAACAUGUUUUUCCCUGGAACAGGUGAUAUGUACGAAAUUGGAGCCAAAGCUGGGAAAUACUACGCAGUGAAUGUUCCUUUAAAAGAAGGCAUUGAUGAUGACAUGUAUUUCAGUGUUUUCCGAGCUGUUAUAAAUGACGUAGUUGCAUUUUAUCGACCAACAACUAUUGUACUUCAAUGUGGCGCUGAUUCGUUAGGCUGUGAUCGGUUAGGUGUAUUCAAUCUGUCUAUUAGAGGUCACGGGAGAUGUGUUCGAAUGGUUAAAGAACUUGGUCUGCCAUUAUUGGUUGUUGGCGGUGGUGGUUAUACUGUACGGAAUGUAGCACGCUGUUGGGCAUAUGAAACAGCCGUCCUACUCGAUCAAGAGAAAGAAAUUUCCAAUGAAUUACCUUAUUCCCCGUACAUUGAAUUCUUUUAUCCUGAUUAUACAUUACAUCCAGACUUGACAACUAAGUUGGAUAAUGCGAACACACGGCAAUAUAUUGAAGCGCUACGAAUGACAGUUCAUGAUAAUUUAAAACAACUUGUACAUGCUCCAAGUGUUCAAUUUACUGAUGUACCGAAUGAUUAUCUAGCGAACUUUUGUAAUGAUUCGAAUGAUGAACGGGAAAAACCAAACGAACUGUUUGUUGAAGAGGAGCAAGACUCAACAGCUGCUUGA
Messenger RNA from Schistosoma curassoni, 1257 nucleotides. Lineage: Eukaryota; Metazoa; Platyhelminthes; Trematoda; Strigeidida; Schistosomatidae. The record is from the annotation of a GenBank genome assembly.